AUGGGACGCAGUUUAACCAUCUAUUCGUCUCCCUUCUUGGGGAAACUCCUCUUCCUUUUCGUCCUUUUCGGCCAGUUUGUCUUGCGGGUACAGGCUUCUCCAGUGGCUCCUGCUAGGGGAGUCAGUAGCGGAUAUUCUAGCGGCAAUGGCGAUGGUUCAUCUGAUCAGAUCACUCUGGAUAACAUCCUGGGGCCCGACAUCGAAGAUGAGUCUAAACCGAAAACCGAAUACAUACCCAUCAUCGACGGCUCCCUUGGCAGCGAAGAGACAACGACCGGUCUUCCCUCCUGGCUCACUUCGACCCUCCUAGCCCGUCGUCUUCUCGCUCUCUCUACCACUGGCGUGGUGUCGACUACCUUCCCCGAUCCUUUGCCUUCAACUCGCCCGUAUUCACGGACUCCUCCUGAGGUUGCAGGCCACUCGUUCAAUCAGAAGGAAUACUUCGCCGAUUGUGACGAGUAUCUCUUCCCCAAUGGCAGCGACGCCGAUUAUGCAGAUAGGGGUAACCCCAUCUUCCUUAGCCUUUACAUUGCGACUACCUUCCGCAACAUUGCUGCAGGCUCGAAAAAUGUCUCCCUCUCCAUUGACUGGUGGGAUCAUCUAGAAGACACGGAACCGUUGUACCCAGGUUUCCCUCUCAGCCCGGCGGGGCUUCCUCGCGUCACAUUAUUAGGGUACGUGGAGCCGUUGGAGAGAGCUGAGGAACAUGGUCUCUCAGAAGAAACAGAAAGGGCGCUGGAAAGGUGUUACAUAGAACGCCAUCCUGAUGCGGCGGUGUGGUUACCUGGUCGAGAGGGCUCGCCGCAUGCGAGCUUCUGGGCCAAGUUGAUUGUGAAGGAGGCUUAUUGGAUCGGGGGAUUUGGCGAUAUUGCGAGGAUUGGGUGGCUUGAUAUCUCGGAGUGGAAGAAGCUGACUAGAAAGACCGGUGGAGAGGAUGGACGGGGUUGGGGGGACGUGAGAUUGCCCGGCGAGAAGUAG
Monascus purpureus is the source of this 978-nucleotide messenger RNA. Lineage: Eukaryota; Fungi; Ascomycota; Eurotiomycetes; Eurotiales; Aspergillaceae. The record is from the annotation of a GenBank genome assembly.